Molecule: messenger RNA, 2473 nt
Organism: Andrographis paniculata
Lineage: Eukaryota; Viridiplantae; Streptophyta; Magnoliopsida; Lamiales; Acanthaceae
Product: transcription factor MYC2
Exons: 1
Coding region: 241-2226 (661 amino acids)
Biological process (GO): regulation of DNA-templated transcription
Cellular component (GO): nucleus
Molecular function (GO): transcription cis-regulatory region binding; protein dimerization activity; DNA-binding transcription factor activity
Source: RefSeq, a predicted model, not a curated record
CAAACGCACUUCAAAUUCUUCCUCCGAAUUAGCGUUUCAUUCUCUCUCUCUCUCUCCCUCUCACUACAUUUCCUUUCUCUUAUCCGCAUACUUUUCUUCUCCGCCACACGCCGCCUCAGAUUUCUGCGUUCGCCUAUCGUCUGGACAAUUUGGUUGCCUGCGCGAUUGAAUUCGUAUCGCUGUUUCUGCGGCGGGGGCGGUGAAUUUGUUGUAUUUGAGGGAAUUUGGGUUGUACAUGGAAUGAUUGAUUACCAGCUGCCGACAGAGAAUAUGAAUAAUAUAUGGUCCGGUAGUGGCGGCGCCGCCGCGGCGGUGGGGGAAGGGGAUGCUUCGGUGAUGGAUGCGUUCAUGUCAUCCACCGCAUCCGAUCUGACGUCUUUGUGGCCGUCGGCUCAGCAGCCGAUCUACACGCAUCCGCCGGUGGCGGAACACGCAAAAACCUCCGGUUCCGGCGCCGCAGCGGCGGCGCAAUUGUUCAAUCAGGAGACUCUCCAGCAGCGGCUUCUGGCGUUGAUCGAAGGCGCCCGAGAGAGCUGGACGUAUGCGAUAUUUUGGCAGUCGUCAGUGGUUGAUUACGCAGGUCCUUCGGUUUUGGGAUGGGGCGAUGGAUAUUACAAAGGAGAGGAAAAUAAAGGCAAGCGCAGAACGGCGUCGUCUCCGUCGGAGCAGGAGCACAGGAAGAAGGUGCUCCGGGAGCUGAACUCUUUGAUUUCGGGACCUCAGACGACUGCAGACGACGCCAUAGACGAGGAAGUUACAGAUACGGAGUGGUUCUUCCUGAUAUCGAUGACGCAGACCUUCGUUAACGGGUCGGGACUCCCAGGCCAAGCACUGUACACCUCGAGUCCCGUGUGGGUCGCCGGUCCGGAGAGGCUCGCCGCCUCUCACUGCGAGCGAGCUCGCCAGGCGCUCGGAUUCGGAUUACAGACUUUGGUUUGUAUACCAUCGUCGAAUGGAGUGGUUGAGCUUGGUUCGACUGAUUUGAUUUUCGAGAGUUCGGAUCUGAUGAAUAAGGUUAGGUUUCUGUUCAAUUUCAACCCAAUCGAGAACAAUUCCGGUCAUUGGACCUCCGCAGAGACGGAUCCUUCGGCUCUAUGGCUCACAGACCCCACCGCCUCUCUCAACACCACCAGCAAUAGUCAGAACCCUAACGGCGACGGCAGUUCAAUUCCUUCCUCCAGUACUCUCACAAGCAAGCAAAUGAUGUUCAACAACGAGAAUCGGAGCUCCAGCACCAUAACAGAGAGUCCACAUCUCCAAUCGCAAGGAUUCCACACCAGAGAAUUGAAUUUCUCCGAAUUCGGCUCCCAUGGCGCCCGCAGCAGCAACGGCGGCGCUUGCAAGCGAGAAACAGGGGAGAUUCUCAACUUCGGAGAGAGCACCAAGAGAAGCUCCGCAGCCGUGAACAAUGGAAAUCCAAUCGGAUCCCUCGACGACAAAAACAAGAAGAGAUCUGCUGUAACAUCAAGAGGAAGCACAGAGGACGGAAUGCUAUCCUUCAAUUCCAGCGCGAUUUUACCUUCUUCCGGCGCCCUGAAAGCCGACAACAUCGGCACCAUCGAAUCCGACCACUCCGACCUCGAAGCCUCCGUCGUGAAGGAAGUGGACAGCGCCCGAAUAAUCGAGCCAGAGAAACGUCCCCGAAAGCGAGGCCGGAAGCCGGCCAACGGGCGGGAGGAGCCGCUGAACCACGUGGAGGCGGAGAGGCAGAGAAGGGAGAAGCUGAACCAGAGAUUCUACGCCCUCCGAGCCGUGGUCCCGAACGUGUCCAAAAUGGACAAAGCUUCCCUCCUCGGCGACGCCAUAGCCUACAUCAACGAGCUCAAGUCCAAAGUCCAGAAAGUGGAGUCAGACAAGGAGGACCUGCGGGGGCAAUUGGAGGCAGCAAAGAAGGAGCUAGCAGUAAAGGAGUCGUCCUCCCGCGACCCUCUGAAAGCAUCAUCGGCAUCGUCGUCGUCGGGGAACACGAUCCCAUCGGACAUGGACAUAGACGUGAAGAUCAUAGGUUGGGAUGCAAUGAUACGGAUCCAAUGCAGCAAGAAGCAGCACCCGGCGGCGAAGCUGAUGGUGGCGCUGAGGGAGCUGGACUUAGAGCUGAACCACGCGAGCGUGUCGGUGGUGAAUGAUCUGAUGAUCCAGCAGGCUACGGUGAAGCUGGAAGGGAGGUUCUUCACGCACGAUCAAUUGCGGGCGGCGUUGAUAUCCAAAGUCGGAGAGACGAGGUAGACAGUGUAGUAGAGUAUUAUAUGCUUGCUUGCUUUCUUUCUUGGGUAAGAACGUGUUUGUUUGUCUGUGUAUGAUACUUACUGUUUAUUACUUCUUUUUUUUUUUUUUGCUGUGUAACCUGUUCGUCGUCGUCAAUGUUGUUAUGUUUGUAGUUGAUUUGUAUUUGUUAGAAGUUUGUGUAUAAUAAUAACUCAAGUCAGAUCAAGCCCUUGUAAUAAGUAUGAGAAAGACAGACAUUUUGUUGUUA